AUGGCUGGCCUCCUCCUGCUGCUGGCAUUAUGCGCCGUCAUGGCGCUGGCCUCGUUCCUCGCCGGCGCGCUGCCUCUGUCCAUGACGUUGUCGCAGUCACAACUGCGCUUGAUAUCAAGUAUCGGCGUUGGAGUCCUAGUCGGCACAUCACUCAUAGUGAUCAUACCAGAGGGGAUCGAGGCGGCCGCGAGCCAGGCAUCGUCACACGCUCACAAGGCCCGUGACCUGACGCGCAGGGCCCCUUGGAAAUUUGCGCUUGAGGGGCGAACCAUUCUCGAUGCGCCCGCGAACGCGGGUGGCACAAUACCACGAGGCGAUUUACAUAUAGAAGAAGCUUUGAGAGAUAUUGUGGUCCCGGUUACGGCUUCACCAGGCCCAUCGAAGAGAGAUGACGAGCCGGCGACAGAGAAUCCUCCCCCGGCGCCAGAAACCCCUAGCCAAGACAAAGACAAGCACGAGGAUGAUGCUCACGAGGAGCACGACGAAGGCGUCGAGAUACCCGCCUUUGAGGUCGGCUUCUCCAUGGUGCUGGGGUUCGUCCUCAUGUUCCUCAUUGAUAGGUUGCCCAGGCACGCCACCGAGACUUUCCAGUCUGCGCCUCAGACGACGCAUAUGAGCUUGGACAACCUGGGCGGCGGUGACGCGACGACGGACGAGGAAUCUGACGGGUUCCUGGGCUCAUUGGCGCCGACGCCGAGACGUGCGCGCAGCCUGGCCACGACGGUAGGGCUUGUGAUUCACGCUGCCGCCGACGGCAUCGCCAUGGGUGCAUCGUCAACCACGUCCAACAUGAAGCUGGGCUUCAUCAUCUUCGUCGCCAUCAUGAUCCACAAAGCCCCGGCUGCGUUUGGGCUUACAUCCGUGCUCUUAAGACAAGGGUUGUCGAAACGAGCUGCGCGCGGUCACCUGAUCAUCUUCAGCUUGGCCGCUCCCGUGGGCGCCAUCUCGACUUGGCUCCUCGUCACCCUCCUAGGCGGAGAUCAUCUUGAAGGGGCCAAGGGACAGUGGUGGACCGGGAUGCUACUGCUCUUUUCAGGGGGGACGUUUCUAUAUGUCGCCAUGCACGCCAUGCAAGACGAUGGCGGAUCACACGGCCAUGACCACGGGCCUGGAGCUAAUGGUUAUACGGACGGGACGUCCCUUAGCCAGCGGAAGCCAAAGGGCCCGCAGAUGCGCGACACUCUGGCGACGGUUGCGGGCAUGUUUCUGCCUCUGCUUACCCAGUUUGGGCACCAUCACCACUGA
This is a messenger RNA of Purpureocillium lilacinum, 1245 nucleotides long. RefSeq lists its product as uncharacterized. Gene Ontology annotation, molecular function: metal ion transmembrane transporter activity. Gene Ontology annotation, biological process: zinc ion transport; transmembrane transport. The record is from RefSeq and is a predicted model, not a curated record. Gene Ontology annotation, cellular component: membrane. Lineage: Eukaryota; Fungi; Ascomycota; Sordariomycetes; Hypocreales; Ophiocordycipitaceae.